AUGGAUGGUGGUGGUACCAGUCCCAUCAAUGACAUCCUCGACAAAGACUCCUUUUCACUGGAGGAGAUCCUUGCUCAGGACGAGGUCCUGCAGGAAGUCAAGAGCCUCAACAUCAAGCUCGUCGACUUUCUUAGCAAGGAGUCAAGCGUGCGGGACAUGAUGUCGUAUCUCGCAGACCCCCCGCCAGAGGGCGCGCCGGACAACCGUGUCUUCAAGUUCCCGUACAUGUCGUGCGAGAUCAUCUGCUGCGAGGUGCCCGAGAUCCUAAAGGCAAUCGCCUCCGACGGUGCGGGCGGCGGAGACGAUUGCCCCCUCCGCAAGCUCUUCUCCAUACUGGACGGAGAGGGGGACAUCGACUCUCACCGUGCCGGGUACUUGGAAAAGGUGCUGACGGUACUGCUGAAGCAUAGGUGUGGGGCCACGACUGCUUUCGUCAACGAGCGGGGGCUCGAUCUGUUCCGCAGGAUGGUGCGUCACCUCGGAAACUUCUCGGUCAUGCAGGUGGCCAAGCUGCUGCUCCUGCCCAAGUACGCUGCCCUUCAAGACAUCGACGCGACGGUGCUUAUGGGAGACGGGAGGGGGGUCGGCGGCUCGGAAGAUGGUGGGGGCCCCCCUGCCUCCAUCUGGUGCAACUGGUCCGAUGACCCGGAGAUCCUCAAGACCCUUCUGGCGGAGUUCAACCGACAACCAAUAGGACAAGGAGAAGGAGUUAGCGGGGACGCAGCGGGGGAGGGGGUUGGGAGUGAUGGUGGCGGAGAGGCGGAGGGGGGGCAGGAGAAGCGGGAGGAGAGCGGAGAGAGCUCGGAUAUGCACUUGCAUUUGUCAGAGCUACUCCUAGCGCUGAUUGCUCAGAGCUCGCCCGAGUCGUCUUUCCUGCAAAGGAUUUUUUCCGAGGCGGUGGGCCCUCUUGUGGCGGCCGCGACGCUGACCAAGGAGCAGGGUCGACAGGCGGAGGGGAGCCAGGCGGCGCUGCAGAUACUGGCUGCUCUCGCGGACCGUCUGGUUCAGCCGCUUCCUCCCUCUAUGUCGCCCCUAGCGAAUGAGAACACGGAGAUGCAGAUGGACCUCACGGAAGGCUUUGGGGUCGGGGGGAUCGGGGACGGGGCGCCGGAAGGUGGACAGGGGGCGGGUAUCGCCGCGGGGGGGUUGAGGCCGCAGGAGUUUCUAAACGUGGAUGGGGCCGUGCUGGAGCGGGGCUUGAGUGAUCUCGUCCCCUCCCUCUGUGCGUAUCUGCGGGGCCACACUGAGGACCCCUCCACGAUCACCGCCCAGACCAAACAGGAGCAGCCGCGGUUAGGCUUGCUGAGGCUCCAGGUUGUGCGUUUUUUGGAAACGUUAGUGAGGAUGGACAGCCCGGUGAUAGACCAGGUCUUGGUACGCGAGAACGCGAUGGCGACGUGCCUAGAGAUGAUGUUCACGUACGAAACCUCAUCAAUGCUGCACGCCAGCGUCGCCACCUCUGUCCAAGCCAUCCUCGCUCCUCCCGUCGGGGGGGGGGCACCGGGCAUUUCGCGAGUAGGAUUGGGGGGCGGGGGAGGGCUGGCCUCACCGAGAUCGCCAUCUAGCGAAGCAGCGGCGGCGGAAGAGGGGGAGGGGGAGGAGGCGGGGGACAGAAAAGAAGGGUCACCGGCGGGGGGAUUAGACAGCGCCGGGGGCGGGGAGGGGGACGGGGGCGGCGGCGGCGGGGGCGACGGCGUGAGCAUGUCCGGUCGAGGGCGGCGGGAGUCUUUCCAGCGGCAUCUGUUUGAGGAGUGCCGGCUGGUGGAGCGUAUCCUCGAGGCCGUCGCUCUUAACGAGGACGCCGAGAAGGCUCAGCAAGAACAAGCACCGAUGGAAGAGUCUGAGACCGAGCCUUCGGCGGAAGCAGCGGCGGAAGCGGCGGCGGAGGGUAGUGUCACCGCUGCUGCGCCGGAGGGAGGCGGGGCUGGAGGGGAUGGGGGUGAUGACGAGGAUGGGGAGCUGGCAGAUGCUGCUGCCACCGCUACUCCUGAGCAAGGCCAAACAACCGGGGGCGAGGAUGCGGGAGUUGAGGCGGUAGCAUCAGCAACAGCAGCAGCGGAGACAGCAGCAGGGGCGGAAGCUCCAGAAGCGGUCGCGGGAGCAGCCGGAGAGGCGCCGGCGGAGGAAGGAGACGGAGCAGGAGAAGAGGGGACGGCGGCAGGAGGAGACGAUGGGACGGCGAUAGCUGCUGAUUCGGCCGCCGCUGGCGGUAGCGGCGGCGGGACGGGGGCGGGGCGAAGACGUUCGAGGCCCGGCCGCCGCUUGGGGCACAUGGGGCACGUGCUGCUGCUUAGCAGAGCCGUGAUGGGGGCCGAGAGCGGGGGCGGCGAGCAGGGAGUCUCGAGUCCACGCCCGUCACUUGCCGCUGAGGGUGGGAUGCUAGACGAGGGCGGCGACGGCGGCGACGCCGCCGCUGCCGCCGCUGCCGGGGGAGAGGGCGGGGACAGCGGGGGAGCGGCGGCGGGAGAGGAAGCGGUGGGCACCGCCCCUGGGAAGAAGACCUUUGUGGCGGGGCUGCUGGCCGAGAGGGACUGCGCGGAGCACUGGCAGGAGUUCGUGAGGACCACAGUGGCCGCGGAGGUAUCGCGGCAGAUGAACCCGCUGGGGGGCUUCGCGGUGCCGUCCAGAGAGGACGAGAAUCAGUUGUCUUCCGACUUCCCCGAUGAGGCUGUGGACAUGGACGACACGUCGGGGCUGCUGGAAAACAUGAACCGCAUGCAGACCGCCGCUAGCGGUGCCGGCGAGGACGGCGGCGUAGGCGGCCUGCCCCCCGCCCCCAAGGGCUCUUUCCUAGAGGACGACGAUGACGAUGAUGACGAGGAGUUCGGCACCGGCGGCGGCGGUACCGGCGGCAGCGGCGGCAGCAACGCGGGCGGUGGUGGCGACAACUCCCUCGCGAUGAUGUUCGGCUCGAACUUCAUGAGUGCGGCGGGAGGCGGCUCCGCGUGGGGCUCUCUGGCGGGGGAACCGGGGUCCUCCACGGCUACCGGCGCCGGGAGCAUCGGGGGGAGCGCGUUCGGCUCGACGGCGGGAGACUCGUCGGCCUCUGUUGCCGAAGGCUGGGCAAACUUUGCGGAUUUCGGGGACGUGCAGCAGUCGGCGAGCGGCGGCGGCGGCGGCGGGUUUGCUAACUUCGACCCCGUUUUUGCAAUCGACGCUCCGGCGCCUCCGGGCCCGAGCGGGUUUGCCCCCUCCCCGCCGUCGUGGGCACCGAGGGUCGGCGACAGCGGCGCAAUGGGAGACGGAGGAAGCGGAGCUGGGAGCAGCGGUGGAGAAGGGGGGUUCGCGGAUUUCCCACAGUACGGAGGUUUCGCCGACUUCUCGGCCAUGAUGGAUGAUACCAUGCCAUCGCCCCCGGAGCCCCCGGCGGCUGCAAGCCCGGCGUUUGACGGGGGGUCUGGCGGCGGCGGCGGCGGCGGCGGCGGCAGCGGCGACGGCGGCGCUGGUGGGGAAGACAGGAUGGACGAGGAAGCGGAGGACCGAGAGGAUGGGCCAGGGGUUUCCUCGUUGGGGACGGCGGCGGCGGUGGCCGGGGUGGCCGGGGUGGGGUUGUCGAUGAGCACGUCCCCACGAGAAAACAAGUGUGACAGCGUGGACGCGAUGAUGGGCUCGGACGAGGAGGAGGAAGAGGAGGAUCAGCAGCAGCAGCAGCAGCAGCAGCAGAAGGAAAGCGAUGGCGCCGGGGCGGGGGAGCAACGCCCGUAGUAGGCAGACGCCGCUGUCGUCGUCAUCUUUGUUUACAGCAAGGCAGCAGUU
Molecule: messenger RNA, 3756 nt
Organism: Ectocarpus siliculosus
Lineage: Eukaryota; Phaeophyceae; Ectocarpales; Ectocarpaceae
Source: the annotation of a GenBank genome assembly